GCGCACCAGUCAACCCGGAGCCACGGUAGCGCAAGUACUGUGUGUUCGUCACGUUCAAGGGACAGUUACAUCAGAAACGGCACGGCUCUCUUUUUACCGGUCUUUAAAUAACGUUCGUGUGCAAAGUGUGAGGUUUCCUCUCUCGCGACCGAUGUAACGACACGCGGCCAGAUCGUAUCCAACGUUUGGAGAACGUGUUACGAAGGCUUAUAUAUAUAUACAUACAUAUAUAUAUAUAUACAUAUAACACGAUCGAAUCGAGUGCUUUAAAUUAUCGUGCCUAUACGCGUGUAUAAUUAUAUAUUAGAGUUAUCUAAGGAAAGAAGAUUCUAUGUACACACGAAUGUAUAUAUAUAUAUAUAUAUGUACGUGUAAGAUAUAAUUAAAGGGUAAGGGGGAAGGAAAAAGUAUAAAUCGCGAGUGGUGAGUGAGACGAGACAGGGGGUUGGAAAUCGGCCGUGGAUCGUGGAGAACCGAUGGCACGCGAGACAACGGAGUCAUCCCCUUUGUCGGCUCGGCUCGAUCGCUCAGGACUCAGGGAUCCUCGUGCGUGGAAAGUCGGAGGGAUGGGGUCGUGACUGUCCCCGAGUGUCAGUCGACGCCCCAACACGACCGUCGACGCUCGGUCGCGGAGGAAGAAGGAAGGGAUCCUAUUUGGAAUCCGUAGGGGACGGUUUUAGCCGGAUAGUGCGGAUCUGUGAGUCGUAGAGAGAGUCGCGCGGCGCAAGAGGAGGAGGGGAAGGAAGAGAAGGAGAAGGAAAAAAAAGAAGUAUCGACGUUUCCACGACGCUGGAGAGAGAGAGAGAGAGAGAGAGUGUGUUGUCUCACCCCCUCGCGUGGCGGAUCCUUCGGAAGCGUGGUCUACGAGAACGAACGAACGAGCGUGUGGUGUGCAUCGAGCGGUAAUCCCCGUGGCCCGGUCUCCACCAGUGAAAGUGAACGAUGCGUCGAGACCACCGGCCUCGACACACACGCCGCUAUUGUGACAGGGUUGAAUUUCUGUGAUAAGAGGAAAAAGAAAAAGGAGAAAAAAAGAAAGGAUCGAUUUCGUCAGGUGGUGGUGAAUUUGGAAUCAAACGGGAUAUAUGUAUAUAUGUAUGUGUGUAUGUAUGUAUAUAUAUAUAUAUAUCCGUGCACCGGUUGGCAUCUCUGGAAGGAAGCUUGUGCGUAGAGUGAUCAUCAUCGGGACGCCCGUGGCGCCAUGUCACGCGAGGUGGCGGCAACGAGAGCGGCAAAGAAAGCAAGGGACACGAUCAUAACGUGGACGGCGACGAGUCGGCACGGUGUUCUUCGGCUUCGCGGCGAUUAAGGCCUGGGCCGGGCUGUCGGUUCAGGGCGGUUCAUUGGCCAAGGUGCUCGCUAUAACUCUAAUUACUGUAGAGAGGUGAUACGCGGUAAACCGUGUCACGCAGUGGCGUAGGUCGAGUCGGGGUGGCGUGGAGGAGGCGGAAGAGGAGGUGGAGACGGAAGUGGACGAUGACGGUGGACACGGUGUUAACGUAAUACCGGUGAAAAGGGAGGAGAGAGAGAGAGAGAGAGAGAGAGAGGGACGCGUUUUUUGUUGCUGUUGUUGUUGCUCGUACGCUUGAUGAUCGGUUCGCGUUACCGAAAGUGAUACAUCUCUAUAUAUAUUUAUCUAUAAUAAUAAUAAUAAUAUUAAUAAUAAUAACAAUAAUAAUAAUAGUAAUAAUAACAAUAAUAAUAGUAAUAAUAAUAAUAAUAAUCGUAACAGUGUAUAUUAAAAAGGAAGAAGAAGAAGAAGAAGAAGGAAGAAGAAGGGGGUUUCAACAGUCAGUGCCGUUUGUAAAGUGCGUAUAUAAAAGAAAUAUCGAGCUUAGUAAUUAAAUCGGUAGGGAAGAGUGUAAUUAGCGGGAGAAAGAGAGAGAGAGAGAGUUAAUUUUCUUAACGAUCGUUCGACAUCGAUUCGACAAUAUAAUAUUUAACGACGACUUAUUAGCUCGGCACCACGAGUUAAAAAAUUAGUACGGAAAUAACAGAGAAUAGUAUCGAUCGAUAUAUAUAUAUAUAAAACCGUGUCAAAAGUUCUGAGGUAAAAAGAAAAAAAGGAAAAAUAUUCUAGCCUAGCAAUUAUUAGUAAACAACAGUGGUGGUGCAUCAUACCGCGUAUCGUAUAAAAAUAAUAACGAAUCAAGGGAGAGUCGGAGGGAGAUCGACACACAGGAGGCAUUCGAUUUCGAGUGAUACAUGGACCGAGAUAAUAUUCCGUGCGUACACGUGGGGACACCGGUCGAAACAUCCGUGGAAAUAGCCGUCGAGGGAGGCGUCCUCCGUUCGAGUGGCGUCCGUUCGGAGCGCCGCAGCGGAUGUUACGCCGGGCUUGCGAAGGGCGCCGGGUGAUCUACGGUAGUAGCAGCCUGGAAGUGACUAAAGGCCAUCACCACGGCGUUCAACAUGUUCGAGAUGUGGAGCGCGGUGAGUUCCAAGUUGGAACACUCCGCGACCUCCUCGGGCUCGCCGUUACCUUUGACCUCGCACGCACCGCAGACGCCCCAUACCUCGUCCGGGAGCAUAAAAGCCCAGAUCGAAAUAAUCCCGUGCAAGGUGUGUGGCGACAAGAGCAGCGGUGUUCAUUAUGGUGUGAUCACCUGCGAGGGCUGCAAAGGCUUCUUCAGGCGGUCCCAGUCGUCGGUCGUCAACUAUCAAUGUCCGCGGAACAAGAAUUGCGUGGUCGACCGUGUAAACAGAAACCGGUGCCAGUACUGUCGGUUGCAAAAGUGCCUACGCCUCGGCAUGUCUAGAGAUGCCGUUAAAUUCGGGCGCAUGUCGAAGAAGCAGCGGGAGAAGGUCGAGGACGAAGUUAGGUUCCACAAGGCACAAAUGAGAGCGGCCUCCGAGACUGCGCCCGACAGCAGUGUGUUUGAACAUCAGACCCCAAGCAGUUCGGAUCAACAUCAUCCUUUCAAUGGCGGGUAUACGUAUGGCGGUAGUGAAUACGCUUCCCCUGGCCCCGGAACGGGCGGGUCGGGUUAUUACAAUCAUCAAGCGAUGACGAACUACGAGCUUAGCGCCGACUACGUCGACAGCACGACGACCUACGAUCCACGACCGACGCAGACGCAGGUCGCGGACACUGUCGCCCCUGAUACACCCUCCGCUGGAGUAGCAGCUGGAGUACUUCCCAGCGUGGUCACCACCGGGAAGUCGCUGUCUGCCUCGACGACCGGAAGCAGCACGGGGGGUGGUGGUGGAGGCGGUGGUGGUGGUGGUGGUGGCGGUGGUGGUGGUGGUGGUAGUAGCGGCGGCGGAGGCGGUGGUGGCGGUGGUAAUGGCGGUGGUGGAUCCGGUGGUGGUGGCUCGGGUGGUGGAGGGAGCGGUUCUGGCACCGGGGGCGGUGCGGCCGCCGGUGGCGGCGGUGGUGCCGGUUCCCUGAGCGGGGGUGGAAUCGUUGCUGUUAAGCAAGAGACCACCGUCGAACUGGCCAGCUUGGGCCACGGCUCGUACACGAUGGUCGACUCGACGACCUUUCUGAGCGGUCAGCAACAGAGGGUCAGCAAUCCAUCCGAGGACGACGAAGUGCCGAGUCUGCCCAGUAUGUCCCAUGCGAGAUAUCCGGCACAGAUCAGCGAGUUGCUCUCAAAAACGAUAGCGGAUGCACACGCAAGAACGUGUCUGCUGUCGACGGAACAGAUCCAGGAAUCUUUCCGGAAGCCGCAUGAUCUCUCCAGAUUGAUCUACUACAAGAACAUGGCGCACGAGCAGCUUUGGCUCGAGUGUGCCCAAAAACUAACCACCGUUAUCCAGCAGAUCAUCGAGUUUGCUAAGAUGGUUCCUGGAUUCAUGAAGCUCUCGCAGGACGACCAGAUUGUUUUAUUAAAGGCUGGUUCCUUCGAGUUGGCUGUGCUACGUAUGAGCAGGUACCUCGAUCUCCAGCAAAACUGUGUCCUCUACGGUGACACUAUGUUGCCUCAGGACGCGUUUUACACGACAGAUACAGCGGAAAUGAAGCUUGUCUCUUGCGUGUUUGAGUUGGCCAGGAGUAUUGCCGAAUUGAAGCUUACGGAAACAGAGCUGGCUCUUUACAGUGCAGCGGUUCUCCUUAGCCCCGAUCGGCCGGGGCUGAAAGGGCUCGCGGAAAUCACGAGACUGUCCCAGGCGGUGAUCAGGGCGCUCAGGUCGGAGCUGGAUCGUAACCACGUGUCGCCCAUUAAGGGCGAUGUGACGGUGUGCGACGCGAUCCUCGCAAAGAUACCGCAGCUCCGCGAGAUCUCCCUGUUGCACAUGGACGCCCUGGCCAAGUUCAAACGGUCCCAGCCGCACCUCGAGUUCCCGGCCCUUCACAAAGAGCUUUUCAGCGUCGACAGCUGAACGAUCGACGCGGCGCAGGGCGUCCCGACGCUGACGAACAAAGCGGUACGCGAGUAGCGCCGGGCCUUGCUCUGUCAAGGUGAGUUCCACCGUCCGGAAAAAUAAGGAAAAGCAAAAUAAAUGAAAGAACGGGGAGAGAGAGAGAGAGAGAGAGAGAGAGAAAGAGAGAGAAAGAAAGAGAGAGAGAGAGAGGAAGAGAGAGGAAUUACAAUUUGGAGGGAGGGAGAUGGCGAUGCGUUAUUCGACGAUGGUUGCUACCUAGGAAGUCGCUGGAAAACACGUGCUUUUUGGGGCCGAGAUUGACGACAGGCGUCGAAGGGUUUGGAGAACGUGGUGCGAGUAGUGAGAGGCUAUUUUUUUCUUUCACGAGUUUCGAAGAGAUCGUCGAGGGAAACGAUUUUUAUUUCAUUUUUCUUGUUUCUUUUCUCUUCUUGUUUCUUCUUCUCCUUUCUGAUUAGUUUUGUAGAGAAGGAUCUGUACUAUUUGGAAAAUUCCCUGAUACUUUGGAAGGUGUCGUCCAUCCAAAAUUAUCCCUUCUUCGAAUUAGAAUUAUUAGAGAAGAAGAAACUAAAUGAAAGCUUUCGUAGAUAACAUUUAAUUUAUGAAAU
Molecule: messenger RNA, 4934 nt
Organism: Apis mellifera (honey bee)
Lineage: Eukaryota; Metazoa; Arthropoda; Insecta; Hymenoptera; Apidae
Gene: Hr3
Product: probable nuclear hormone receptor HR3
Exons: 9
Coding region: 2413-4326 (637 amino acids)
Biological process (GO): regulation of transcription by RNA polymerase II
Cellular component (GO): nucleus
Molecular function (GO): RNA polymerase II cis-regulatory region sequence-specific DNA binding; zinc ion binding; nuclear receptor activity
Source: RefSeq, a predicted model, not a curated record